AUGGAAAAUGAAACUGUUGCAUCGCACCAGACUCACAUGCAGUUGACAUUAUGGGCAUUUUGCUUGAAUCGCUUACUUGCUAGAGAGCUUACAUUAAGGGAAAUAUCAGAUGAGCUAUACACUUUUCCUUUACUAGAUGAAUGGAAAGACGAUUGCAGCAGACAAGCAUUAUUAUCAAUAUUGCCACAGUGUUUACACGGCCUAGAAACAAUCACUUCUUUACAACAGAAAGAAGUUGCUUUGGAGUUGUCGAUAUGCGAAUUGGAUAAUGCCAAAAUUGAAUACCCACUAGAUUGCGAUCCACAAAUUAGACAAGCAAACAUUGACAAGUGUAUUCAGUCAUUGGAGAAGUCACCUCAAUUCUGGACUAGCUACAGUGGCAACUAUAGAAGCGUAAAGGAAGUAUGUCAUCAAGUGAGCUUGCCAUUCAAGAAGGAACAAAUUAUAGAAGUUUACGAGAAUGUAACUAUACUUUUCCAAAAUGUGAUGAAUGACUUGAAGACAUCUCAAGCAGAUAAUGAUGAAGCCCAGAAACACAUGAAAGAAAGGUUUGAGGCAAUGUUUAAUAUUGUCGACGAUAUCAUGAAAGAGAGCAGAGGGUCAGCAGAGUUAAUGAAUCAGACAUUUAAUGUAUUUUACGAGAAUUUUGAAGUCUCUUUAAACAAUGCCCUUGUUAUCAUAGAGCAAUCGUAUCAAGGCGCUAAUACCAAUAUGAAUGAACUCGAACAGCAUGUCAAUUACUUCACUAAAGAAAUGUAUCACAUUUGUGAAUUGAUACGAGAAAACCAAGACAUGUUGAGCCUGCUGCAAAAGGAUUUGGAAGCACAUAAGGAAAUUCUUCUGAAUCAACAAAACGAGGCGUUGAAAAAUAUAAAGGGUAUUAACGAGUACACUUUGGAGUUGCGAGAUUCUACUAAACGCCACUUUGACUACAUAGAUCAUAAAAUGCAGUUCUCGGUGUUUAAGAUCCACUCCAUUAAUGAAUUACUAAACCGAAACUUUGAUAAUUUACAAGUGCAGAGACAAUAUAUAAAUCAGCAGUCUGUUGCGAUGGUGGAUGACAUUUCGAAAGCUUUUGUUCUGUAUUUGAAUGCAUCGGGUCAGGAGAUACUCGCAUCGUUUGAAUCUUCAUUGAACACCUCUUUGGAGAAUUUAGAGGAGAAAAUAGAAGAAGCCGUAGUCUCAAUGGAAAUGCUUGAUUUUAAAGUCAAGAAUUUUCUAAAUCUCGCACAUAAUGCCACCAACUACAUUGCUAAUAUAAUUCCGGACCUUGUCCGUGGAGCUUUCGAUUAUACGCACAAAAGCUAUGUUUCAAUGAUGGCUAAUGAGAUUUAUCUUGAUUUGCGAGAAAACAACGUUUAUUCCAUUGACCCUGAAAUAUAUUCCAAUUUGUACACUUAUGCCCACUUGAUUGAUAUAUCGUAUUGCAUAUCUGAAGUUCAUGGAAUAGAACCUCCUUUCAAAUGCGACUUGAAUUGUGAAAAGCGUUUUCCCAACAUGUCGUUGGUCUAUCAAUGGUACUUUCCUGAGUCUGUGACAGGGUAUAUCGCCAGCACCUACAACAACAUCUUCAAUUACGAUAUUUCCAAACCAAAAAAGACAAUAAUUAUAUCACUUCGAGGUACACGGUCUAUUUUUGAUACCUAUGCCGAUAUGAAAAUUGAUAUGAUAGGUUAUUCCAACGUCGGAUUGAAUUUACCAUUAUGUGGACGUGGGUGCAAAGUCCAUAAUGGAUUCUUUCGUUAUUUCACGACCACUUUAAGUAAUAUCAAUCAAUAUGUAGUCGAAGAAAUUGGAGAUGAAGAUGAUUAUGAAUUGAUUAUAGUUGGACAUUCAUUGGGUGGCAGUGUUGCAUUAUUGUUGGGGUUGCACUAUCUUGAUAUGGGUUACGACAAAAUGACUUUGGUCACAAUGGGACAGCCACUAACUGGCAAUCAGGAUUUUGUGAAUUGGGCAGAUAAAGUACUAGGGAGUCAUAUUGAGUUAAAGCAUAAUGAAUUCAAAAGAAAGUUUUUAAGAUUAAUCCAUAAGAACGACGUGAUUACUACAAUACCACGCAGUAGUAACCCAUUCACUCAAUAUCAUCAAUUUGAUAACCAAAUCUACUUGAAUUACAUAACUACUUACAAACGCAUAUUACGUACUUUAGAAGAAUGGGGCUUUGUGGAAUUGUGA
Messenger RNA from Lodderomyces margitis, 2175 nucleotides. RefSeq lists its product as uncharacterized. Gene Ontology annotation, biological process: lipid metabolic process; nuclear membrane fusion involved in karyogamy; karyogamy involved in conjugation with cellular fusion. Lineage: Eukaryota; Fungi; Ascomycota; Pichiomycetes; Serinales; Debaryomycetaceae. The record is from RefSeq and is a predicted model, not a curated record. The coding region runs from base 1 to 2175 and encodes 724 amino acids. The transcript is spliced from 3 exons.